Talaromyces rugulosus is the source of this 1179-nucleotide messenger RNA. RefSeq lists its product as uncharacterized. The transcript has 4 exons. NCBI's taxonomy places the organism in Eukaryota, Fungi, Ascomycota, Eurotiomycetes, Eurotiales, Trichocomaceae. The coding region runs from base 1 to 1179 and encodes 392 amino acids. The record is from RefSeq and is a predicted model, not a curated record.
AUGGGUUUGAUCAAAGACGUUAUUGGCUCAGCUCUAGGAGCCGACGAGCCCAAAAAUGGCUUUCGCAAUAAUAAUGGCUAUCGUUCUGCGUCGUCUCAAAGCCAGUAUCGUUCACGGCAUUCGUCAUCAGCUCAGCAGUACUCUUACGGAAGAGAACUUCCAAGAAGAAGCCCUGAUUAUAGCAACUACGAUGACAACAGUCGCCAGAAUCACUCCUACGGAAGAGAACUUCCAAGGAGAAACCCUGAUUAUUACAACUACGACGACAACGGUCGCCGCGGUUUUUAUCAGCAGGAUGAUGGAAUGUAUAGCAACGACAACAAAAACAACAACAAAAGCUAUGAUGACCCGCCUCCCUACUCGGUGCACCAAGGUCCAUCACCACAGGUAUACAACAAUGGGUACAACAAUGGGUACAACAAUGGACACUACUCACGAGCAAGUUCAAACAACAACUUCUUCCACCCCCUAGCUCUACCCCAGCUUUCCUACGGAAACGACCAACCUUUCCUUCGCGGAUACAGCAAUGAACUACAGCAGUACAAUAUCUCCCUUGACGAUUUCAUGCAAGCUUUGGACGCCAUCAACAUCGCCAUAAUACCGAAUCCGGAGAAUCAGAUCUUCCAAAAGGGAGCUAACAUUGCUGGGUUUUUCGUGCCUGGUGCUGCCUCGAUUGGUCUCAUGGCUGGUCAGCUCGGCGUUGGAAUUGGCGCGGCAGUAGGGCAUUCGAAUGGGAUUAAUAAAGUGCUAUCGAAAACCAAUCUCGAUAUUUUCGUGCCAAAUGGGCUUGAGAUAUGUAUCUGCAAGGCAAAGGACGUCGAUAACGAAGUCGGCAUCUCGUCAGAUGGAAGAGGACCAGGACAUGGUGCAGGCCCAGAAGACAGAAUCGCAUUCUAUGGAAAUCGCAUUGCGCGUCUUUCCACCGUGCUCCCACCACUCCAGAAGCACGGUGGCCGUUCAGACCCUCUGGCUAUGCUCGGCCAGACAUUUUCGAAUAGAGACAACGACCGAAAAAUGCGUCGAGCGCAGCGCAAAAUGGAAAAAGGGAAAACAGAGAAGUUCGAUGCUCUGGAGGUGGGGCUUCAAUGGGUUAUGGUUAGGCGAGCGUCGCCUGCUGCGCUGGACCAUUGGCAGCAGAUGUUGCAGAAGAGUGAUACUGCAUUGAGACAGGGGCAAUAG